CCGGUAGAUAGGUUAGUGUGCUAACGUUUUGUCCGCUCCAGCACAGUCGAUAUACUCACUACGCUGUCGCUAACAUCACCAUAAAUUAAGUAAUACACCGAAAAAAUUACGUAAUAUUAUGUCAUAGAAGCUCCCUAAUAAUCGCGGCAAAGCCACAAACUCACGCGGUGAUAUGUGAUUUUUUUAGUGAUUUAUUUCUUUUUUUCAAAAUUUUAAACGCGGGACUUGAGAAGCAGGAUUUUUUGAGGAUUGUUUAAGGACUAUUAAAUUCUUCAUUGAUACAAAAAAAUUAAAAAUAACACAAAACCUGGAAAAACGCAGUCAUUGAUUUAUUAGUUCAUUCAAAACAAAAUAUUUUUUCUAAAUUUUGAAUCUGAAAUAUUACUGAGGACAUUUAAAGGACAUGGUGCUAACAAACUGCUGAGUUAAAAAAUUUCUGAAGGUGGCCGAUGAGAAGAAACGCGUUACAUUCGGGGGUGGUUUAAAGGAAAAUGGGGAAAAGGGCGAGGAAAACUAGGUGGCGGGCACUAGAUAUAGCAGAUGACCACAGCGACAGCGAAGAAUCCAACACUAAUUCCUCAGCGGUAUCCAGCCGUUAUUCGAGAAGUAUCAGUAACGGGUACUAUUCAAAAUAUUCCUAUUCUAGUCAAUCGACGCCUGCGCGAAGACAACGGUACAACCCUUACGAUGGUAGCACGAAAAGUACCCGGUCGAGUAGCACGACAAGCGAAAAUAAGAUUACUUUUAACGAAGAUGAAUAUACGCGAAUCACAACUCCUAGGCAAGAUGUUCUAUUUAAGAAGGGUUACUUGAACAAACCGAAAAGUUAUCAAACUCAAACUUCCACCGGUAACUCUACAAUUUCCACGGGUAAUUCCACUGAAAAUGGAACUCCCGACCAUCAAUCCACAGAUUUGGAUUACGAAUCUCAAUUUAUGUUCCCUAACGGUUUUGUUGAUCAGAAUGGAAUCUACUACGUUAAUAGUUACGAACCAUAUCCAUUAAUGAUGUUCAACCCACCCACAUAUUUCCAAGAGUUUUCCAGUGAUAAAAUGAAGAGAUACAGCACAGGAUCCUUGAGUGAGUCCAUGAGUCCCAACAACGAAGAAGCCACCAGUCAGGAUCUGAGUCAGAGCGGUGGCGAGGCCUCGAACAGUGGCGUGUCCGAUUAUAGCGGUCCCCCUGUGUAUAAUAUGGUUUAUCCCGGUUAUUAUGUGAGCGGGGCUUGUACGCCAACUGAUUUGACGAACGGCCAGCAUCAUCAUCAUUAUCCUCCGGAACCGGUGAAAAAACUAAAGAAGCGACGCGAACGGAAAUCAUCUAAAACAAUCCCAGGUGAUUCGUCUGAAUUCACCGAUGAAAAUUCGGAUGAUGAAAACGUUCCUCUUAACCGUGUCAGCAUAGCUGAACAUCAACAGGAGGCCGCUUCUAGGGUGGAAGCCCCAUCACCAACUGAAAAAGAUGAAAAAUCUUUAAAGACUUAUGAUACUAAUGAUCAAUCAAACUCACACGGUUGUGCCGAUGAAAAGACUGAAAAAAUUGUUACCAAAACUAACCAGGCUCAACCGAAAUCUUCAAUCCUUAAACCAGAUGCCGAAGAAUUCAUACCACGCGCUUACCAUCCCGUCAAAAUGUUACCACCCAAUUUCAUGCCCAUCCCUCUAGUACCUAUAGGCGAAUUUGGAACACAGAACUUUGCUCCUCAUCCAGCAUUUAUCCCACCCGGUUUCCCUGUUAACUUCAUUCCUCAUCAUUUGAGUCAAAAAAUGUAUCCUCCCCCCGUUCCACAAAGUUUUGUCAGUUACCCACCUCCUGUUGUACCAACAACAGCAGAGACGAAAAUCGAAGAAAUUAUUAAUACGCACGAUGAUAAAGUUGUUUGUGACGAUAAAAAUAGAGCAAACACUGCCACACCUUCUCAUACGCCGGUCGUUGAGGAAAUUAAAUCACAAAUUCAUACGAAAACUAUUGAUAUUGCCACUGUCGUUUCGAAAUUGGAAGCCGUCAAGCAACAAGAAACUAUUGUAAGUUCAGAAGAAACUAUUGUGAUUAAUAAAACAAGACCUACUAAACCUCAUCACAACUUUAAACGAAACUUUUAUGCUAAAUAUAGAGAUUCUCCAGUAAAAAGUGGAGAAGCUACACCACAAACUCACCAUAAUAAUGAAGGUUCUGGUAGCCAGAGCCUCCAAAACAGUCCAUAUCACUUUAAAAAGACUCUAAAUGAAGCUCAAAUACGAGUUAAUUAUCAUCGUAAUGAAGCUAAAAAUGGUUUUCCAUUGCUAAAUGGAACCAGAUCUGCUACACCAGAAUAUUCUAGGCAAGUAACAAAUAGUCCUGAGAGGUUCCAGCAAAAGAAAAGUUGGAAACCUUAUCAAAACAACACUGGGGCUAAUUAUAAAAAAAUUCAACCAAAUUAUCAAAAACCUCUUGUUAAUGGGAAAAUUUCUUCUGAAAAGAAUCCUGUUGCUUCUGAGGCAAAGCCUGAAAUUGGCAGAUCACCUGCAAAGUCUAUCAAAGAAGCACCAAAAGCUAAUCCAAACAACAGUCAAUGGAUAUCAGUCUCUAACCGAAAAAAAAAGAAGAACAAAAAUGUCGAAGAAGAUUUCGAUGUCGAGGACCCUAUAAAUGAAUCAGCUGAAUCUGAUUUAUUUGAGUCUUAUGAUGUUAAUCAACUUGUCGAUGUAGUCCCUCCAUCCAACUUUGAACCACAAGAGGAAUCGCAAGUUAAAAAAAUUGAGAGUAUUUUAACGAGCAUUGCACAGAAUGAAGCUCAAGAAGUAUCAACUACAACCGAGAUUUGUAUACCUGAAGUAAGUGAUAUUGAAAAAAUUAUAAUCGAGGAGCAGCUUAAAGUUGAGGUUGUUGAACAAAAAAAUAAGGAUGAAGAAAAGGUUGCUGUGAAAGAGUCUACUCCAGUUGCCAGUGUUGAAGAAGUUUUUAAGUCAAAGAAAAGAUCCAAGAAAGGAACUCAAAAGCCUUUAUUGAAGAAAGUUAUUAUCACUGAUAUUUUUAACGAUGAACCUAAGAUUCCUGUUGAAAAGAAAGUGGUUACUGUUGAGGAUCUGAAACCAAUGGUCUCUACUGCUGCACCAGUAAAGGUUAUUGAGGAACCAGUCGAAGAAUCAACUGCCGAAAUUGACGUUGCUGAAAAGAAAUCAAAGAAAAAGAAGAAAACUAAAUCUAACAAAACCUAUAACAAUGAAAAUAAUAAUGAUUCUACGAAAUCAUUACCAACAGAUGAUUCUUAUGAAGUUCUUCUAGAAAACACUAUCGCCUCAGGUGAAAAUGUGGAGGAAAUAUCAUUGGAACUGGACAAGUUAAUUCAAAAAGGCAUGUACAAUUCCUUCCAGGAAAACAUCAAAACCCUAAACGUGGAACCUGAAGCAGACGCUUUCUUUAAGACAAUUGGCUCCACACUGGCAGGAACAAGCAAAGACAAAUCUGUAGCAGCAUCAGGCUCAUCUACAAAGACUCCAGACUUUAACAGAAUAUUCCAAAGCACGAGGCAGUUUCUGAAACCGAACAUGGUAAGUGUAGAACGAGAUAUUAAGGUAGACGUUGAUAGAGAUAAUAAUAAAGCAUGUUCUUCUACUGUAGACGCUGCCGAUCCGAGCCGUGGACUUGUUGUAGACAACUCCACCAACACAACAACGGACGAUGAGAAACUCUAUCCGAUCACGCAGGCUGUGAAGGAGUGGAUGAGCAAAACUCGUGAAGCAACCCCCGAGAUAGAGAUUCUUAAAAGUCCUUCCAUUAUUCAGAAGGAAUUGUUAAUGUUGAAUUUAGAUGAUGAUGAAGAUGAACUCACGUUAUUUUCUUCUUGUUCCUCGACCGAUAAUGAUCUUUUGGAAUAUUGGGAAAAUGAAAUAACAUCGCCACUCAAAGACUGUGAUGGUUUAUAUGCUAAAGACAUUGAUAAAAUUUGCGCUAAUGUUAAAAGUUGUGAUAAAUGUAGGACUGAUUCUAUAAAAACCGAUGGAGGGGAAGAUGAUGAAGAAAUUGCGGUUUAUGAAAGCAAGUAUGGCAAAAACGAGGCAUUUUUGAGUCUUCAAAAGGAAAAUGGCCAACCUCGGCCAGAGCAUUUCUUACCAAACCGCGCUGUUUGUUGCAGCUUACAGUAAAUAUUGUUAAUAAUUAUUAAUGUAUAUUUUUCUUGUUAAAGUUUUUAUGUAGAUGCGGCUUUAUUCACCACCCCAUAUACUUAUAACACGUUGAUUUAAAAAAAAAAAUGUAUCCCAUAUAGAGAGACCUCGUCUACGGUCAGUGUGAUUAGAUACCUGCUGUUGCCAACCUCGUCUUGUGUAUUAUACGAGAAUUUAAUUUUAUACACUUCAGCCAGUAAAGUACCUAUAUAAAAUGUUGAUAAAUAAUUUUUGUUAAAAAAAUGAGUUUCACUAUGUUAGAGAAACAUGUAAUGAAAUAAUAAGCAUUUUUACUUUAAGUAAUAUAAAGCAAAAAUACACAUCAAAAAUAAUGUAUAAAGACUAUUGCAAUAAAUAGGAAUAUUUUAAGGUUUGUUGAUAUAUAUUUCCUUAUAAGGUCUGUUAUGAUCUGGCCAAAAACCUUCAAGAAUGGUGAUAUUUUUGCGCAACGAUGUACUGAAUCAAUGCUCGAUUGGAACAGACCUAAUAUAGCCAAUAUAUGCUAAAAUUUUUAACAAAUUACAAAUAAUAAAAUAUAAAGAAUACCUGCAAAUGUAAAAUGGUGCUAGUAUAAUAGUUAACUUGGAAGCACUACAUGAUUAUACAAAGCAAUAACAAAAAGAGAAGCAAUCAGAUGGGAUGGCAGAAAAGUUUUAAUUUAUGUUUUGAGCUGAACUAGAAAAUAAAUUAGAGAACAGAAGAUUGCUUCUCCAAAUAAACAUUUAUAAAUGCCAUACAUUUAAUUAUUCAUAUUUAAAGCUAGAUUCACAUUAAUUGAAACUAAACGGUUACAAUGUAAUUGUGAAUCAAGCUUUUCAUUGCGUGUACCUAUUUAAUUUUUUUUUAAACAUGUAGCUCAUUACAUUGUUGUAAUAAAAAAAUAAAUAAGAAAAACAUCCAAAUGGGCAAGUACAAAAACAUUCUAAAAUAUCUAUCGCAAUUUUUUUAAUAUUAUCAUUGUUUUUAGUAGGAAGAUUUUAAUAAGAAAAAUAAAAUCCAUUGAUGAAAUAUUUCAUUGAAAGCAAGCAUCUCUGAUGUACUUUCCUUGAAAUCGUUAAUUUAUUAUAACUGUUGUCACUUAUGUGAAGAAAUUGUAAUUGUUUUUCUUAAAGUGACAAGUGACAGUUUUAUUUUACCUGAAGAUUUCUUGAAGUUUUCCUUAAAUAAUUCAAGAAAAAUUUCCUCUAAGAAAAAUAAAUUAUAAUUUACUUAUUCAAACAUUUUAAUGCCAUUAUUGUGCAAACGUUUUAAUUGCAUGUCGUGUCAGCGCCAAAAAAUACAGAUCAAAUUUUGUAAAAUAUUAAUUCGAAUUUUUUGUUAAACUGUUUUUUAGUUUUAACUAUUUUAUUCCUUAUGAUUAUUGAUUGAUUGGUUUUUGAAAUGUAGGGUAAUUUGAAUUUAGAAACGGCCAUAUAAUAUAAAAGUAUGCUCAUUAUCGUUAUUCUAAAAAAUUGCUCGAAAAGUAAAAUUUUUAGAACUUUUUAUUUGUAGCAAAUUUUUGAAAAACUAGACUAGGCAUGAUUUUUUUUUUAAAGUUGCUUACAUAGAUUUUCACUCAAUAAGCGCUUUGGAACAUUUUAAUUUUACUUAAAUGCAUUCUUUAAGCAUUUAAUGAGUGAUAGAAUGAAAAUGAAGCUAUUUAAUUUAUAGCACUCUGUAUAAUGAAAUAUUUAGAUACGAUUAGAUGUUUAUUUCAACAAAGAAUCGGUGCAAAGCUGAUAGGAGUUGUUUAUGAUUCUGUUGGAAAAAACUUUAGCAAAAUUUUUAAUCUUAGAUCAAUAUUGGAAACAAUAUCAGAAUAUCGUAAUUAAGCUUAAAUUAUCCAAAAAUAAAGGCCUGUUUCUUAUUAGAGGAAAGCAAUUACUUAAAUGAAAUAGAGUGUGCAAGUCCCAGUAAUAAAAAUCGCUCUUUAUUAUUAAAUUUAUUAAUAUAAUUUUGUUAUAUUUUAAGGUUUUUGUUUUUUUGUGUUGUACCUAUGCAUGGGUUCAAUUUUUUUUUCUUUUGUUAUUUAAACUUAAAUCAAUAAUAAUGAUUACCGAAUGAUUAAUUGUUAAAUUGUUAUUUUUUGAGAUUUGUGCCUUCGCAAUAUUUGUAAAAUAAAAAAAAAUAUACAAAAA
This is a messenger RNA of Ceutorhynchus assimilis (cabbage seed weevil), 6262 nucleotides long. The record is from the annotation of a GenBank genome assembly. NCBI's taxonomy places the organism in Eukaryota, Metazoa, Arthropoda, Insecta, Coleoptera, Curculionidae.